This is a messenger RNA of Anopheles cruzii, 1205 nucleotides long. RefSeq names its product cleavage and polyadenylation specificity factor subunit 5 (gene Cpsf5). Lineage: Eukaryota; Metazoa; Arthropoda; Insecta; Diptera; Culicidae. Gene Ontology annotation, cellular component: mRNA cleavage factor complex. The record is from RefSeq and is a predicted model, not a curated record. The transcript has 6 exons. Gene Ontology annotation, molecular function: mRNA binding. The coding region runs from base 197 to 892 and encodes 231 amino acids.
GCGGCUGAGGCUACGCUCGUCUGAAAAUUAUUAAUUAAAUGCUUUUAGCACCUACUUUAUUUAUUUCUUAGUGACAUACUUCGGUUAGCUUUUCUACUACGUUGUGGUUCGGUCCGCCAGUUACGUUCUUUUUCGGGGGCGCCAGUGCAUACUGAGGUUGUACGCGGUGGGUUAUCGAAAACACUCUAGUGAAAAAAUGGCUUCACAAGCAGUAAACAAAACCGGCUCGGGCUGGCCUCGCCGGAAUAGCCACGGAACGGGACUGACGGAAAUGAACAAAUUACAAACAAAUCAAUCGAUGACGCUCAACCGGACCAUAAACCUUUACCCCUUGACAAACUACACAUUCGGUACCAAGGAGCCCCUAUUCGAAAAGGACCCAUCGGUACCAGCCCGGUUCCAGCGGAUGCGUGACGAGUUUGACAAAAUAGGAAUGCGCCGCUCGGUGGAAGGUGUUCUGCUGGUACACGAACACGGUCUCCCGCACGUACUGCUUCUGCAGCUGGGAACUACGUUUUUCAAACUUCCCGGCGGAGAACUGAGUGCCGGUGAGGAUGAGGUGGACGGAUUGAAGCGGCUUCUGACCGAGACUCUAGGACGGCAGGACGGCGUCAAGCAGGACUGGAUCGUCGAGGACACGAUUGGCAACUGGUGGCGUCCCAACUUCGAGCCUCCGCAGUACCCGUACAUACCGCCGCACAUCACCAAGCCGAAGGAGCACAAGCGUCUGUUUUUGGUGCAGCUACACGAGAAGGCUCUGUUUGCCGUACCUAAGAACUACAAGCUAGUUGCGGCACCGUUGUUCGAACUUUACGACAACUCACAGGGCUACGGACCGAUAAUAUCGUCGCUGCCGCAAGCACUUUGCAGGUUUAACUUUAUCUACAUGUAAGCCUGCGCGCGCUCCGCAUCGUCACCUGGUCACGCGCGGUCACGGAUUGGUGUGAAAACGAAUCUGGAUGAAACGGUUCUGACGCUGACCCACUGUUGGCUGCUUUCCCGUCACUUCUGCGCCCGCACGGACGUGAGAUACUUGUUGGUGAGACAAAGGACGGCGAACCCCGGGCUGGCAUAGAGGACGAAAAGAAGGGCUUACUCGAACCGAGCUGCUGAAUACUAUUUGGACGUCCGUAUUUUAAGAAAGAUCUUUUUCGUGACCUACUUUAUAUCUUAGUUUAACCGAUAUAAAUGAUAAUAAGAAUAAA